AUGAAAGCAUGGGCGACGUCCGAAACUAUCGAGGCGAGACGGGGUACAGAAGUGCGCCACCCAGGCGCCGAUGAAAAAGUGGGAGACGUCCGAAACUGCCGCCGAGGUGGUGAAAAAGCGAGAGUGUCCACACAAGGUCGACCGUCUGAUCGAACCUCCUCUCAGGCACCGGAAAAAGCUCGAAAGGGUUGUCCUGUCCACGAUCAAAAACAGUGUCCCAGCAAGACAUUUGGCAGUUUUGAGUCCACGAAGGGUUUCCCAGAUGAUGUGAUCCAGUUUGCGCGUCACCACCCUCUGAUGUAUAACCCAGUCUACCCUAUGAGCCGACGGCCCGUAUUCGUCAGAACCAACGUGGACUACAGCUUCACACAGAUUGCUGUGGACAAAGUCAACGCUGCGGACGGACAGUAUGAUGUGAUGUUUAUUGGCACAGACAAAGGGACAGUACUAAAGGUGAUCAAUAUCCCCAAGGAGAGCUGGAACGACAUGGAGGAGCUUCUACUGGAGGAGCUGGAGGUCUUUAAAGAUGCCUCGUCUAUCAUCGACAUGCAAAUAUCUUCAAAACGGCAACAGCUGUAUCUGGGCUCAGACACAGGCAUUGCCCAGGUCCCCCUGCACCGCUGCAGUGUGUAUGGGAAGGCCUGUGCUGAGUGCUGCCUGGCAAGAGACCCAUACUGCGCCUGGGAUGGAACAUCCUGUACUCGCUACCUGCCAAAUACCAAGAGACGUUUCCGUCGCCAGGAUGUAAGGAACGGAGACCCCAACACCCUGUGCUCUGGAGACCACCAUAAGCAUCGCGUUGCAGAGAGGAAGCUGUAUGGAGUUGAGGGAAGCAGCACUUUCUUGGAGUGUAUCCCCAAAUCCCUUCAGGCCAAGGUCACAUGGACUUUCCAGAAACAUCCACAGAACCCACGGGAAGAGGUGCGUCUCGAUGACCGCGUCCUCCACACAGACAGAGGGCUUCUGGUUCGUCGUGUCCUUAAGAGAGACGUCGGCCUCUACCAGUGCCAUGCCAUGGAACACGGCUUCACCCAAACAUUACUAGGCAUCACCUUGGAAGUGGUACCUUCAACAUCGUCAUCAGUUUCCAACCUACCCUCCGAUGCCCCUGUCCGAUUAGAACCCCGCAGCGGAGGUGGCACCCCAAUUACCAACCAAAAGCUUUGGUACCGGGACUUCAUGCAGCUGGUGGACCACCCUAACCUGAGCACCGUCGACCAGAUUUGUGAGCAAGUGUGGGCACGAAAGAAUGCCGGAGCUGACCAAGCGGAUAAAACCUUUCCUACUCCAGGGAAGGAAGUCCCACCUCUGGGCCCAGCUGUCCGCCCAGCUAACAAGAAGUGGAAGCAUCUUCAAGAGAUUAGGAAGGGGAGAAACCGCCGGACCCACGACGGGAAACCUAACCCCCGGGCUCCUCGCAGCGCAGGGCUGUAACAACACAUAGAUGGAGGGAGAAAAUAAUGACUGAUACAAGAAAAAAUUGAGAAGAAUGAUAGAACGAGACUGAGAAAACAAAGAACUCUUGGAGGUGUUCAUGCAUACAAAUACACCAAUGCACAUAAAAACACAUGCAGACACACACACAGCACCUCCUCCAUUGUGUAUAUUUAUCUAUCGAUUCCCCCACUAUACGGUACCACUGGCCAGCCGAUGCAUGUGCUGUCCAAAUUGAUUCUGCACGAUCCCUUUACACUGUUCAAUUAGUGUAGUUGAGUGUAUAAACAGGUAUGUGGGAGUGAACCUACCUUUAUCCGUGGACAACAAACACACUUACCCUUCUUACCCUUUGCCACUGACUGUAUAUGGAAACACCGGAUUACCACAUUUUUUGUUGGGUAAUUAAAGUUGGCCUACUACACAUACUCUAUGUGGCUCACAGUAUGAACACCCACUCUCUGGACUAUACCACUCUGAACAAAAUCAAGGUCCCAAAGUUUGGAUGACCUCUCCGCUUUUCAUACCUGGAUAUUUCAUAGUAGUGAAAAAAAAUUGCGGACUUGAGUGCUGCGUAAAAUGGGGGAAUGGAAUAACUGGAAUACUCUGCUUAGUAAGGGUCUCAAACUGGAAACACGUUUAACUAUUUAUGUUCAAUUCCACAAUGAUGCAGAUUAAUAGAAACAUUUUAGAACGUGAUAAACACACAUUUAUCAAUCUCUUGAGGUGGGGUUGGUGCACAUAUUCACAGUAACCUCAAUUUUUUCAUGGUUUUGUGUACAUAUAACACAUUGCAGUAACAGAAGAGAUACAGAUACCAGCUCUGUGGGACCGCCUGUGGAACAGAUCAGCAUGUUGCAAAACUGCUUAUAUUAUAUAGUUGCUUUUUUUGUGGUUUCCUUAGGCACAUUGAGGCAUGUUGCAGAAAAAUAAAUCACACAAUUCAACGCAGUUAUGGUUAGAGAGCCGUCAAAUCUGGCAAGAUAUGAUUACACUGCUUGUGUUGUAAAAACCACUAGAGAAUUGGGGGUGGAAAAACUACUGGCAUUCCAUGAUGUGAGAGAAAGAGGAGUUUACAGUACGCAGAUGGAGCCCAAAUAAUACGUGGAUUACGUCUAAGCAAGUUUCAAAAUUAUUGUAAUCAGCAUCAGAUGUGCAUAAAUAAAACAGUUUUGACAAAAUCCAAAUACCUUCCUUUAAAAUCCACUAUUUAUUGGUUUUUAUUUUUGGCUGUGUUUAAUGUUUUGUGCAUUAACAUUAAGGAGAAAUGGUGGUUGUUGGGUGAAAAGCAUUAAUAUGAUGAGGAGAUAGAGGGAAGUGGACUCCAGUAUGACAACCCAUGUUUCUGGGCUACAGUACAGUAUAUAUAUUAGCAUGAUAUUUAUGAGUGAAACUAUGAUUUUGUUUUUUGUAUUCUAAGCGGUACUUCUACUCCUUGCUCUUUUACACUGUUCUUGCAUAUGUUGUGUGUGAUAAAUACAUAUAUGCAAAUAAUAUGAGAUGAGUGUUAUGCCGACACCUCCUCCAGCACGAAAAGUGCUCAGAAAGCUGUUGUUCUGCGCUACCCACAAUGCAUUUCACUGUUUGCAAAAACAAAACAAAUUCCAUCUGACUCUAUACACCGUUGGAAUCACUUUCAACGUAGUGUUAGUCAUUAAUAUCAUUGACUUUUGCUGCUUAAUGAUGUCAUAUCUUCCUGAUGUACAAUUAGUACGAUAAGGUCUUCCUACUUCCUGUCUUUAGUCCUCCCUUUCUCUGUGUAAUAUCUGUAAAGAAACAUGUUUGUUGCUGUCUGUGCUGACAUGGUGUGUGUAGCCUUCCCCUUAGUGUCCAUUGUGUGUACAGGCUCAGAUGAGGAGCCUAUCUGUGGUACCAUACUUUAUUGUAUCAUAGUCUAUCCACAUGAACGAAAGCCACUGGUCAUGUAACUGGUCAUGCACAUCAUGCAUUUAGGUUUUGCAUUCAUGAAAUCGUAUGAUUUUAAUGAUGAAUUUAUAGUCUAAUUUGUGUUGCUGCCACACAUUUCAGAGAAAUAUCAAGGUUUCAAAGAUUUUCAGCUUACUGAAGUUUUACUAUUUGUGUGGUCAUUAAUUCACACAGGCCCUGAUAGCAGGAGGCAGCACAAAUUAAGUCUGUGAGUGGAUUUUAGAUGUAUGGAAUCAUUAUCGUUGUUAUUUAUAUACCUUCUUUAUAGAGAUGUAAUUAACUCUUUUAACCGAACUGAACUGACUGACUCUAAAGUACUGACUGUAAAAGGGACACUCUGCAUUUUGACACCACAUCCUUUUUUGGCAAACAACUGUUUAAAUGCUGACAUCAUUUGAACCCCAGAACAAAUUGAAUUUAGACUACUAAUUAACUAAAUGGAUAUUAUUAGUGAUGUAUUAUUUCUUUAAUAAGUGAUGAUUGGUAGUGAUGUCAAAUUUUCCUGAGUCUCUCUUUUUAAGCCAGCUGUUGUUUUGUGCUCUUUUGAAUUGCAUGACCAAUGUGACCAACGCGUUUGACAAUGGUGCGGCGAGAAAGAGCAAGAGAAAGAAAGCACAAUGUUGAAUAUUAAUAUUAUUCCUAAGUAUUUAUGUGCAAAGAUAAGCUGAUAUGUUGUGGUGGAUUCUUUUAUUUUUUGUUAUAAAUGUAGAUUUUCAUCUGUAUUGUUCAUGUUCUGCUGAAAAGGACUCAACAAUUGUUUUGGACAUUUCAGCCAAUUGUUAAAAAACCUCAUCCAGUGUCCAGUUAGUCUUUGUUGUUCACACAGCCCUCCAAUCAACACUCCUGUUGUAUCCCAUGCCAUGUGACGCACCCCUGUACGAUAGCUCACAAGGAGAGGCUUGUGUUUGUAUGUGUGUGUGUAUGUGUGUGAAAGAGUUUUUGGGGAAAGCAGAGCUCUGUAUAUAAUGGCAAAGGAACAGUGUGUGUGUGUAGAGCGGUCUGUAGGUGAGAGUUCAAAGGUCGAAGGUCGAAGACCAAAGUUAACGUGGUGCACUGUAAUACUCCCAGAGGUCUUUGUGAAAUGUCAUGUCAGAUUGUUUUUGAUUAACACAAUAAAAAUAUGCAGUUACUUAAA
Notothenia coriiceps (black rockcod) is the source of this 4495-nucleotide messenger RNA. RefSeq names its product semaphorin-3A-like. Gene Ontology annotation, molecular function: semaphorin receptor binding; chemorepellent activity. The record is from RefSeq and is a predicted model, not a curated record. Gene Ontology annotation, biological process: semaphorin-plexin signaling pathway; axon guidance; negative chemotaxis. Lineage: Eukaryota; Metazoa; Chordata; Actinopteri; Perciformes; Nototheniidae. Gene Ontology annotation, cellular component: plasma membrane. Bases 1 to 1434 code for a protein of 477 amino acids. The transcript has 8 exons.